Messenger RNA from Myxocyprinus asiaticus (Chinese sucker), 3307 nucleotides. It is a transcript of the gene rhbdf1b, whose product is annotated as rhomboid 5 homolog 1b (Drosophila). NCBI's taxonomy places the organism in Eukaryota, Metazoa, Chordata, Actinopteri, Cypriniformes, Catostomidae. Gene Ontology annotation, cellular component: endoplasmic reticulum membrane. The transcript has 19 exons. Gene Ontology annotation, molecular function: serine-type endopeptidase activity. Bases 197 to 2935 code for a protein of 912 amino acids. The record is from RefSeq and is a predicted model, not a curated record. Gene Ontology annotation, biological process: regulation of protein secretion; regulation of epidermal growth factor receptor signaling pathway.
AUCUGUGCCAUGCAAGAUUAGAAUUAAAUGUUUAUGUUUUGUUGUUUUUUGAUCAACUACUGACUGUAGAAAACAGAAAGGGUAUUAAAAGAGACAUUAUUAAAUGACAAAUGGGUCACGUGGAUCUUGUCUUUGGACUCAUAUUACACGGAACAACUUUUACUCUCAACACACAGUGAAAUGAUCUCGCUGCUGAAUGCUCCUCUACUAUAAUGCACAAUUACCGCUGGCUAACAUGUCCGAAGCUGAGGACAAGAGCACCAACAGCAGCCUGCGGAGGAAGAAACCGCCCUGGCUCACACUGGACAUCCCCAGUGCUCAGAACCCUGCAGAAGACCACAAUAACUUUCUGCAGCCUGUCAUGCACAACAGCUUGUAUCUGCGCAGUGCCAGUUUACCCACUGAAAAUAUCAAGCUCAGAUGCCCGCCAGUGGACCCAAAUGCCUGCCGCAGACCCUCGGUUCUGCGCAAACACCAGACCAUUUCCCAGACCAUCAAGAGCCCCACAGGGAAGAGGGUGCACUUUGAGCAGAUGAACACCGUCCUGGUUAAAGGCCAGUGUUUCUCACGUCUGGAACCCCCCAGACGUCAGUCACUGCCCCAAAUUGUCCUCAGGGGCACAGCAGACUGGUUUGGGGUCAGCAAUGAUGUUGAUGCCACCCAGAAAUGGCAGAGGAAGAGCUUACGGCACUGCACCCAGCGCUACGGCAAGCUGAAGCCUCAGGUCAUCCGUGAAAUGGACCUUCCCAGCCAAGACAAUCUCUCCAUGACCAGUACUGAGACCCCUCCCCCACUAUAUGUCCCACCCACACAGCAUGGCAUGCAGAGGAUCGUGGACCCGCUGGCUCGGGGUCGAGCAUUCCGUAAUGUAGAGGAGGUGGAUGGUCUCAGCAUAUCUCAGACUCCCAUCAACCCCUGCGCUGCCUCUCUCUGCUCCUUCACCAGCUCCCGCUCAGGCUUUAAUAGACCUGCAUGCAGACGAAAGCGCGAGUCUGUCGCUAAGAUGGGCUUCAGAGCAGCCGCUGCUCUGUUGAAGGGGCGCUCUUUGCAGGAAGGUACCAUUCGACGAGUACAUCGGCGUAGUUUUGCCGCAGCUAGUUUCCUGGAAGAGGACACUGUGGAUUUCCCAGAUGAACUGGAUACUUCCUUCUUUGCCAAGGAUGGGUUUACACAUGAAGAGUUGUCCACAUAUGCAGAUGAGGUGUUUGAAUCGCUUUCUGAAGCUGCCAUUAAAGACACCGAUGCCAGUAAGGCAGCAGAUGAGAGGGAUCUGACGGGCAGUGCCCUAGACAAGACAGAACUGGAGAGGAGCCAUCUUAUGCUGCCUCUUGAGCGGGGCUGGCGUAAGGGAAAGGAUGGUGCUCUACUUCAGCCUAAAGUGCGCUUACGGCAGGAAGUGGUGAGUGUGAGUGGGCAACGGCGUGGACAGCGCAUUGCCGUGCCUGUUAAGAAACUCUUUGCCAAGGAGAAGCGUCCUUAUGGUCUUGGCAUGGUAGGCAGACUGACCAACCGCACUUACCGCAAACGCAUCGACAGCUACGUCAAGAGACAGAUAGAAGACAUGAAUGACCACAGGCCUUUCUUCACUUACUGGAUCACCUUUGUCCAUUUGCUGAUAACCAUCCUGGCAGUUUCCAUCUAUGGCAUUGCACCUGUGGGCUUCUCACAACAUGAGACAGUAGAUUCUGUCUUACGAAAUAAAGGAGUUUAUGAAAACGUCAAAUUUGUGCAGCAAGAAAACUUCUGGGUUGGACCAAGCUCGGAGGCGCUGAUUCACCUUGGGGCUAAGUUCUCCCCCUGUAUGCGUCAGGAUCAGGAGGUGCAUGAGCUCAUUCAGGAGAAGAGGGAGAGUGAGCGUCACUCAGCGUGCUGCGUCCGUAACGACCAAUCAGGCUGCUUGCAGACCUUGCAGGAGGAGUGCUCGAGUACACUGGCAUUAUGGGUAAAAUGGCCUCAGCACCAAAGUGCUCCCUAUCUAGAUGGAAAAGUGCGUCUGUAUGGUUCUGUAUGCCAUCAAGACCCCAGGAUUUGUCUGGAGCCCGCCUCUGUUACACCUCACGAGUGGCCUGAUGACAUCACCAAGUGGCCAAUAUGCACCAGGUACAGCACAGUGAACCACACUAACUUGCCACACAUUGAUUGUGUCAUUACCGGCAGACCCUGCUGCAUCGGGACCAAAGGAAGGUGUGAGAUUACAUCCAGAGAGUACUGUACCUUCAUGAAGGGGUACUUCCAUGAGGAGGCCACACUCUGCUCACAGGUGCAUUGCAUGGAUGAUGUGUGUGGCCUCCUGCCUUUUCUAAACCCAGAAAUCCCAGACCAGUUCUAUCGGCUGUGGCUCUCUCUCUUCCUGCAUGCUGGGAUCCUGCACAGCCUGGUGUCUGUGUGCUUUCAGAUGACCAUUCUGAGGGAUUUGGAGAAGCUAGCAGGCUGGCUGAGAAUCUCCAUCAUCUAUAUCCUCAGUGGGAUUACAGGCAACCUCGCCAGUGCCAUCUUCUUACCAUACAGAGCAGAGGUGGGUCCAGCAGGUUCUCAGUUUGGCAUCCUGGCCUGUCUGUUCGUGGAACUUUUUCAGAGCUGGCAGAUCCUGGCACGGCCGUGGAGGGCCUUCUUCAAGCUCUCGUGCAUAGUGCUUUUCCUCUUCGCCUUUGGCCUACUGCCCUGGAUUGAUAAUUUUGCCCACAUCUGUGGCUUCGUUUCGGGCUUCUUUCUUUCCUUCGCCUUCCUGCCCUACAUCAGCUUUGGGCGCAUGGAUAUGUACCGCAAGCGUUUGCAGAUCCUGGUGGCACUCACUCUUUUCCUGGGCAUCUUCUCCAGCUUCGUCGUGCUCUUCUACGUGUAUCCUGUCAAGUGUGAGUGGUGCGAGCUCCUCACCUGCAUCCCACUUACGGACAAGUUCUGUGAGAAAUACGACCUGAACGCUCACCUCCACUGAGCCCUUCCAUAAGAAGGGCUGCAAGGGCUUUCUGGUGGUGUGGACAGAUUUGAUUAUAGACUCUCUUUGACUUAAAGCAUUCAAUCUUCACCAGUGUCUGAAACUUUUUUAAAUAAUGUACUUGAUAAAAGUUUUAUCAUUUUAAUUUGUCAGGCUCAAAUAAGAGCGUUCCCCUGGAGGGAAGUAUAAUAGUUAUGCCAACAGUGCCUUUCCAGUCAGUACCAACUACUGCCAUAUCUGAGCCCCAUUACAUUGGAGCACAUUUGAGGCAACCCUGUAAUGUGUGUAGUGCUACUACAGUGGUGUUUAAUUCUCGGUAGUGUUUUAGCUACCUACUCACAUGUAACAGAAAAUACAAUGUAAAGAAAUCAA